This is a messenger RNA of Wyeomyia smithii (pitcher-plant mosquito), 3956 nucleotides long. Its product is annotated as meckelin. Lineage: Eukaryota; Metazoa; Arthropoda; Insecta; Diptera; Culicidae. Gene Ontology annotation, biological process: cilium assembly. Gene Ontology annotation, cellular component: MKS complex; ciliary transition zone. The record is from RefSeq and is a predicted model, not a curated record. The transcript is spliced from 8 exons. The coding region runs from base 97 to 3204 and encodes 1035 amino acids.
GCAGUCGAGCUCAAGCCCUUCUCGUAGAUUAAGCUCAAUCUCUAGUUAAAAAAUAAUAAUAAUCAUACAAACGUAACAACUAAUAAUUAUUUUGAAAUGGUGUUACAUUUAGGAACCAAUGGGGUACUGAUUAUCGGGAUUGUGGCACUCGUAUCAUUGGCCGUCAUUAAGCCGGAUUCCGACUUCUAUAAUAUGAAUGAGGUAUUUCUUCGAAUAUCGCCGGAUGCAUGCCGAAGUGAGGAAUAUUUUGAUACCUUUGCGUUUAAAUGCAGAAUAUGCGAUGAAGGCUUGCAUCUCAAAACGAGUGAAGAUCGACUUUCAUGCACCUGCGAAGAGCGUUCCAUUCCCUGGCGGGACUACGACAGUACGAUGCAGGGACCGGUCUGUCGAAACACGAGUGAACUUUUCGAUGCGCGAGGGCCACGAAUCGAAAUGUUAAAUUUCUGCAAAACGCAUCACGUCACGCUGCUGAAUGCGACAAAAUCGGGUGAGAAUGUGGUGCAGAUGUAUCGGAAAACUUACCCUCCCGGCAAUGAUAGCACCGUUUGUGGUUGCGGAAAUCAUCAGCAGGAUAUCGUGACGUACAAGGAUCCUGUUCAAAGGGACAUGGUUGAAAUCUACUGCUUGUCGCAAUCGUUACUCAGGGAGGUUCAAAAUUAUCACCCAUUCAAGCUGAGCUACCGCCAUAAUGGUGACGUGUUUCGAAACAUUAAGUUUUUAAUUGUAUUUUGUCAUGUGAUACGAAGUCCUCGGCAUUGCCACUAUCUGGCCAACCUGUGCGUGUUGAGUUUCUACAGCCUAGACAAAUAUUCGCCAUGUGGUUUAUUUUACACUUAUCAAACCUACGACAUGGCCUCGGAUAAUUCCGCUUUUCCAAGCUCUGUGGCGAGGGGAAGUUUGUUCGGUGUCCGGGACGGGUCCGACAAGACAGCUAGGUUGUGGACUUUCAGUGACACCGUAAAACCACCCCUUUUCUAUCGGCGGGGUAAAUAUGUUAAUGAAAUCUUCGAGAAAUAUCUGGAUUUUAGCUACGACACGCGCGCCGAGAAUGCGGCGAACAACACGCUAAACUUCACCCUCAUUAGCUACGAUUUAUACGGCCACCUAAGGAGCUUCCGUGCUAUGCGGUUCGCCGAUUUGAAUCUGUGUGAACGUUACUCGGCCAGCCAGGAGCAACGUGUUCGGUUCGCUCGAAACUAUGACCGACGUUGUCGCAUCAGUCUGCAGCAAUUGUUGGAGGAUUUUUCCGAGCCGGAGUUUGUGAACCUCUACGCGGAUUAUUACGACCAGAAGGCACGACUUUUACGCUCGAUUCCGGUGCUGGUGCGAAAGGCUUUCUCCCAUAAUGACCAUGUGGAUCCGGAGAAGUGGCAGCUAGUUAAAAGAUUUCUCAUAGUGGAUACCCUGUCGGGGAUGAACGGAAACUACAAACCAAGAAUGUACUGUAAGGAUCCGCUACAUGAGCACUUCGACUUUAUACGAUAUGUCAAAAAGGUGGAGUUCGAUAUUCGUUUGCAUGCUAAUCAUGACAAAAAUCCCAAUAGGGUUACAGUGCCGUUAUUAAAGCUUGAAUACGGCCUGGUUAACAUGUCCCAAUCGAAAUCGGAAUCAUUUCCUGAAGAAACCGUAGAUUUCGAGUUUAGAAUUACAUUUAGCAAAAAGUACAAUUUUGAUUCUCUUUUAGAGAUUUUGCUUCCCAUUUUUAUACUACUUGCUUUUACUAUGACGCUCUUCCAAACAUUUUGCCACAAAUUGCGCCAAAAUAAAAUCUAUUACGAUAUGGAGAUAUUUGCAAAUUUUUUAGUAUAUCUCUGCUCAAACGUUGGUACCGCACUGCUGGCGGUUACGGUGAUAGUCGCUGUGCACGUGUUCGUAACCUACAAGACGCAAGAGAACGUGAAAAUAUUGCUUCCAGUGGAGGUGCAAAGUGCUUUAGAGGUUUUCAUAUGUGUCGCGUUCAGCUUUAAGCUGCUCAAAAUAAUGCGAAUAUUUGUACAGAUAUCGGGAAUCGACAUAUUCUUCAUUGACUGGGAACGACCGAAGAUACUCGACAACGGCUUCGGUAAUCAACGUACGCAUCUGUUGGAUACAACUUCGGUUACUUCUAAUGCAACGAAUCGACCAUCCUGCGAUAGCGUUUCGGCAUGGCGUAACUACUUUAUCGCCAACGAGUGGCAAGAACUGGCAACGAAGCGAAAAAUUUCCAUGUUUUCGCACGUCGUACUGCUGAUCACAGCAUUUUCAUUCCUUGGCUUCGAACAUUGGUCAUCGAGAAGCUUUGGCUUGGAGCUACACAAAAACGAAGAGCACAUCGGACCACACGAUAAGGUGCUUACAGUUGCCGUGGGAAUUUUGGUUUACGGGGCCAUCUACUUCGCACAAUGGGUGUACAACUUUCUGAUCUACGAACGCUUCAUCGAGAACGCCAUCCAGCAGUUCAUAGAUGUGGCUUCGAUCGCUAACAUAUCGGUGUUUAUUCUGUGUAUGGACACAUAUGGAUUCUACAUUCAUGGUAGGUCACCGCAUGGCUUCUCCGAUACGGACAUGUGCUCAAUGAUUCUGCAGUUCAAACGGGAGGAAGAUAAUCUCUGUGGAAACCGAGGCCUGCUUCCUGGAUCUGAACAGCAAACGUAUUCGAUAUUAGUACCGAAAAAUCUUCGCUCGUUUUACGAUAAGUUGAUUGCACCUUUGAAAAACCCCUCGAGUUUUGGACCACACCAACAUCUGAAUCAAACUCAUCUCAUUGGGAGUGCAAAACUUAGCAAUUCAGGAGUUAUAAGUGGGCCUGGAGGAAACAUCGAGUAUAAUUUCGAAAGGACCAUCUUAACGUACUACAACGUGAAUCGGUUCUUCGCCGCCUUCGUAGAUCACGCUUUGAAGGAGUUGGAUUAUAUCAUCCAAGAGAGAACGAUCCUGGAAAAUUUAGUCAACUGUGAGUUUCAAAGUUAUGUAACUGAGAACAAAGGCGUAUUCUACAUAGAUAAUGGACACUCCUUCGAUCAGGUGUUGUUCUACGGUAACGAAUCGACGUUCUUCCAACUAGAGUUGUCGCUAUUUCUAGCUAUCCUGUUGUUGUUUGAUGAUUUCCUAGUCGCCAUCGUAGUCGUUGGAGUUGUGUAUAAAGCGUUCGAACUAGUCAUGAAUUAUUUACUGAAAAAUAAUUUAGCCAAAAAGACACUAAUCGACAAACGGUUUCUUAUUUAAGUGUCUACGUACUGAGUGGAAAGUUGAGCACAUACUAGUGGGAAAAUUGAGAGAUUUUUGCUUUAGACUUUUGAAUACAAUCCGGUAAAAUCUAAUGAGUAAAAAGUGUAUAAUUAGCAUAAGAAUGCUGCAGAAAAGAAAUAUCCGUUGACGAACUUUUUUUUCGAAAAUUGUACCAACAUUUGUAGAUAAGUGGAAAUUCUGCAGUUUGCCUCAACUUUUUUUUGUCAUAUAAAAUAUGGCAAUUUUGUGAGGAAAAGUUUCGAUUGUGCUUUUUGUGAGGAUAUACAGAUAUUUGGACGACUGGAACUAGUUUAUUGGUUAACUUAAUCCUGUUUUUGCUGGCUUGGGUCCAAUCAACCUGCGCUCAAGGUCUUUUGUUGCUGUUCAUCGCUGACAGUUGCCGCACCGAUUCGACGCUGGAGUGCUGUGCGUUACAGAGGACCGGCUCCGGUGGAUACUCACUACAACGAGGUUGAGGAGGUCGAAAGUGUAGAAGAAUCAUCGGUCGGCGUGCACUGCUUGCUGGAAGGUGUUGUGUUGUGCAUAGGCCUGCAAUUACUAUUAUAUUUUGAAUUGUUGCCUAUCUUUACUGUCCGGAAAGCGGAGCGCACUAUGCGUAGCUCACAAACCACUUCCAAAGUCAAGGUCUUGGUGAAACCGACAGUUAGGUCGUGAAGCAGGAUCAUCGCUCUGGAUGUGCUGCUUCCCCGGUGAAAUUCUGUUGGGCGAUGUGAGUCUAGGGGCUAUCU